Molecule: messenger RNA, 340 nt
Organism: Gigantopelta aegis
Lineage: Eukaryota; Metazoa; Mollusca; Gastropoda; Neomphalida; Peltospiridae
Product: progestin and adipoQ receptor family member 3-like
Exons: 3
Cellular component (GO): membrane
Molecular function (GO): signaling receptor activity
Source: RefSeq, a predicted model, not a curated record
AUGUCUGGAAAGUUGACUUAUCUGAUCCUUCUGGUAUCCACUCUUAACACUGUGGUUGGGACAGGUUAUUAUGUUUUGUCUUCAUCCUUGGCUCAUUUAUUUGGAUGUAAAUCCAAGUUGUAUCGGAAUGUAUGUUUUAUGAUUGAUUAUCAUGGUGUCAGUAGUUAUAUGACGGGUAGCAGCAUAGCAUGCUACUUCUAUGAUGAAUUUAUCAAACUAUUGCUGAUAUAUUGUCUGACACUCACCAUGGUGUUCUUUUAUUCGUCAAAAAUUCCUGAACGAUUUUCACCAGGCAAGUUUGAUUACUUAUUUCAUAGCCAUCAAUUGUUCCAUGUGACAG